Messenger RNA from Enhydra lutris kenyoni (northern sea otter), 1803 nucleotides. RefSeq names its product spermatogenesis and centriole associated 1. NCBI's taxonomy places the organism in Eukaryota, Metazoa, Chordata, Mammalia, Carnivora, Mustelidae. The transcript has 5 exons. The record is from RefSeq and is a predicted model, not a curated record. Bases 1 to 1716 code for a protein of 571 amino acids.
AUGUCUCUACUCACCAAUUAUGAGGGGCUUCGGCACCAGAUCGAGAGGCUGGUGAGGGAGAACCAGGAGCUCAAGAAGCUGGUGCAGCUCAUUCGGGAGAACCACGAGCUCAAGUCGGCCAUCAAGACCCAAGCAGGCGGCCUGGGCAUCAGCGGGUUCAGCUCGGGGCUCGGCGAGGCGGCGGCCAGCCCCCCUCAACGCCGGGGAAACUGUGUGUUCCUGCCCCCGUCCCCGGCAGCAGCAAACGAGCCUCUCCUGGAUGAAGUGGGGAUCAUGACUCUGGCGCCCCUGGCCGACAUGCUAAACAGCCCGCAGCCCAGCGCCACGGCACGCCCAGCCGCAAACCCCCUGACCGGCCCCCUCAGCCCCCUGCUGCCUGGCCCGGGCUCUCUGUCACAGAGCGGCAUGCUCACCAGCCUCCUGACCGGCCCCAUGGCGGUGUCUCCGGGGGGCACGCUGACCAGCUCCCUGGGCCUGCCCUCAACUGGCCCCCUGACUCCGAGCAGUGCCCUGAUGGCUCCAAUGACAGGCGCAGUGGCCGUCUCUCUGAGCAGCCCCCUCCUCACCUCCGCAGCCGCCCCUCUAGGUGUCUCUCAGAACCUUCUGGCCAACCCCAUGGGCAAUCUGGUGCUGUCAGAUCCACUCCGGGGGUACCCUUCCGGACCCCAUCCCUCGGCUGGAGCAGGGCCUGUAGCCACCCCGAAAGUCCCAAUCUCCACUGAGCAUCCCCAGCCGACCCAGGACCUGGAGCCCUUCAGCAUGACGUUUGUGGGUUCACCCAUCCAGGCCUCCACCCCUAUCGGGACCAGGGGCACGCCUGACCCCAUGACCACCUUCUCCUAUAGCAGCUCAGAUGCCCAGACCCAGCCCAGUGCCCCUCAGGGACAAGCGGUUCCUGCAUCUGUCCCCACUACCCCAACCACCUCUCCAACCGCCACAGUCCUCGUCCCUAUCCCUACUCCCGCACCCCAACCUACCACCAACUACACUCCCUCGAGCACCACCCACAUUGUCCAGUGCCCCCCCCCGUCUCCCACCCGGGCACACCACCCUCCCACCCAGCCCUUGCCCACCCCCCCCUCCCCUCCACGAAACCCCCACUCCCCGCCCCGAACCUCGUCCUCCCCGGCUACAGUCAACAACGCCCGGGGUCCACGUGGCAUGGAGACAUCUCGGAAAAGCAUCCUAGAGCUGGAACGGAAGACGGCCCAUCGAAAGGCCAGCAAGUUCCCUGACAGCCCCCGAGAAUCAAAGCAGCUAGCCUGGGAGAGGCUGGUGGGGGAGAUCGCCUUCCAGCUGGACCGCAGGAUCCUGUCCAGCAUCUUCCCGGAGCGUGUACGGCUCUACGGCUUCACGGUCUCCAACAUUCCAGAGAAGAUCAUCCAGGCUUCCUUGAACCCCAGUGACCACAAGCUGGACGAGGAGCUGUGCCAGACCCUCACACAGCGGUACGUGAGCAUCAUGAACCGGCUCCAGAGCCUGGGCUACAACGGGCGGGUGCACCCGGCGCUGACGGAGCAGCUGGUGAAUGCCUACGGCAUCCUGCGCGAGAGGCCGGAGUCGGCGGCCUCGGAGGGCGGCUCCUACAGCAUGGACUUCCUGCAGCGCGUGCUGGUGGAGACCGUGCACCCCAGCAUGCUCAGCGACGCGCUGCUGCUGCUCUCCUGCCUCAGCCAGCUGGCGCACGACGACGGCAAGCCCAUGUUCAUCUGGUGACACUGGCCCGCGCCCACCCAGGUUCACCAUGCCCCGCACCCUAGUGCAAAGCCAUUAAAGCUUCCCACAGACGCUAGAACUUGGGGA